GUUCUUGCAACUGACAAAGGGACCUGAAGGACAUUGCUGAUGACUUCUGAGACUCCAAUAGGAACAUCAGAGAGGUGCCUCAGAUGCUUUUUGAGGUCCUCAGUCUUCUUCAUGAAGCCUCAAGGGUAUACAAAAACGGUCUUGCUAUGUUGCCCAGGCUGAUCCGGAACUCCCAACCUCAAGCGAUCCUCCCACCUUGGCCUCUCAAAGUAUUGGGCUGAACCACUGCAUCUGACCUAUGUUAUUUUCUGGUUUAGAGCAUAUACUAUAUCCUGGAGGACAUCGCCUAGGCCUCACAAGUGGUAGUCGCUCUUCUAAAACUUUUAAACCAAAGAAGAACAUUCCAGAGGGUUCUCACCAGUAUGAGCUCUUAAAACAUGCAGAAGCCACACUUGGCAGUGGCAACCUCCGGAUGGCUGUCAUGCUUCCUGAGGGGGAAGAUCUAAAUGAAUGGGUUGCAGUUAACACUGUGGAUUUCUUCAAUCAGAUCAACAUGCUUUAUGGAACCAUCACAGACUUCUGUACAGAAGAAAGUUGUCCAGUGAUGUCAGCUGGCCCAAAAUAUGAAUAUCAUUGGGCAGAUGGAACAAACAUCAAGAAACCUAUUAAGUGCUCUGCACCAAAGUAUAUCGAUUACUUGAUGACCUGGGUUCAGGACCAGUUGGAUGAUGAGACGUUAUUUCCAUCAAAAAUUGGUGUCCCGUUCCCAAAGAAUUUCAUGUCUGUGGCAAAAACUAUACUCAAACGCCUAUUUAGGGUUUAUGCUCACAUUUAUCAUCAGCAUUUUGACCCUGUGAUCCAACUUCAGGAGGAAGCACAUCUAAAUACAUCUUUCAAGCACUUUAUUUUUUUUGUCCAGGAAUUCAACCUUAUUGAUAGAAGAGAACUUGCACCACUCCAAGAACUGAUUGAAAAACUCACCUCAAAGGACAGAUAAAAGGAUGUAGAGCUGUGCAAAUUGUUCCUCAAAUGAAGCAGUGUGGAGCGUGUUGGGGUUUUUGUUAUAUUUUGUUUUUAUCUGGAUUAUUUUUGUCCUAGGUUUGGGGGGACUUGUUUGGGUUCCUUUUUCUUUAUUCUGAUUGUAUAAAACCAUAUUCUAUUCCUAGGAGAAGCUAAGAACCAUUCUCUAUACAUUUGAUAAGAGUAAAUUUAUCUUAGUGUUUUUAAACAUGGUUUUGGUUAUUUGAGGAGUUUUUAAAUAAUAUUGUGUGCUGCAAGAAAGUGCUGAUUGAUUGAACUGCUGAUGGAUUGGUUUCUGUGUGGUAUAAAUUGUGGCCCAUUUUUGAAGUCCCCAAAAGACUUAUGUUUUAAAGUGCCUUGGCAGGCUCACUUCUGAGGUGCAAAGCAUAGAUAUAGAACUGAACAGGGCUUAAAACAAUAUUAGGAUUACUACCCAGGGCACUUACUGGUGCAUGUUGUAAAAUAUCUGUGAUAAAAGCCAUAGUUUACCUAAAAUGGUGAUCUCCAGCCUUUACUGCUUUGAAGAAACAGAAUUUGUAAAGGUGUGCAUGUAGAACAUAAAAAAUAUUUCUUAAUUAUUUUUGAUAUUGAUGGUAAUAUAUUAUGUUCAACAAUGCUUAAAGCUCUACAAGCAGGUCUUUUCCCACCUCUUGAUAUCUGUGAUAUUGAAACUUGAGGAUAUUUAAAUGUAUUACAUUUUGGCUUCUUUCUACAUGUUAACUGCACUGUAGUUGUAAAAAUUCAGGUUAUAUAUAGGAUUGCCAUCUUCAGAGGUGAUGCUGAACUGUGAGGUUUCCUAGCAAUUGCCAAACGAGCCAUAAGUCUGCACAAUUCCCGUCUGCCUUGAAGAGGAGGGGAUAGGAAUGUGUAUUUUUGGCUGAGGGUAUGGAGAUGUUACUCUGUAUGGGGAGUUAAGUUCUGGAAAGUUUUGUCCGAAAACCUUUGAAUAGAGUGGCAUGAAGAUUUUAAUCAAUUACUUAUAAACAAAGUCUUAGAGACUUCCUUUUAGGAAUCAACUUCCAUGAGAAGUUAAAAAUAAAUUAUUAUUUUAGGUACAGACAUUAAACAUGGAAUUUAAGGACUGUUUGAGGAAAUUGAUCACUUCUUAGCAUUUCCAUUCAGUGAAUGGAGCUGGUGUUUCCCUGUCAUUUUAAGAUGAUACCGUAUCUUCUUUGCUUAUUAUAGGCCCAGUUUGAAGCAUUCUGACUUCUGUUUUUUCCACUGUGAAAGGAAAUGUUUUUCUUUGCAGUGAUACCAGAUAAUGAAAAAUGCUAAUUCAGUAGUUACUAAAUUUUAUUUGCCAUGAUCUUCUAGUAAAUUAUUACCAUAAAUAACAAGUUCAGAGCUUAGUUUUUAGAAUAUUUUUUUCCACUUCAGUUUUGUUCUCGAGAAAUACCCUUUUCAGAAAUCCAGUUUUAGUGUUGUCAUUUCCAAUAAAUCUUCUUUCUUCAGUAGAAAUAUAUACCCUUUCUUUAGUAGAAACAUAGACCUUUUUCCUUCUAGGAAGAAAUGCUUGCUCUGAAAUAGCAUAGAUUAAAAACACUUAGUAGAGAAUCUAAAAUUAAAUCAGUUUGUUUUGCCGUUAACAAGUAGAGCAGAAAAUGUAUUGCCAUUACAAUUAUGUUGACUAGGAACUGCCUUUUUCUCUACUUCAUUUCUAGCAAUUAUUCACCAAGUAGUACCAACAGUAGAAAUAACAGGAGAGCAUGGCAGAGUUAGAUAUAUUAGACAUUUAUUGGUAAAGCUUAUUUAUAAGCUGCAGUGAGAGCUAAUUUCCUCAAGACAAAUCUUUUUGUAUUCAGAUAGAUAAUAUGAAUCAUUAUGGGUUGAUUCAGAAAUAAAAUUUGUGAGGUGAUUUUGAGUAUUGUCUAUAUAGGCAAAUGAAGCACAGAAUUACUCAGUCUUCCAUAUUGUAUUUGACUUCAUAUCAGUCUAGCAACAAAGGAGUUGCAGUAGCCAAGUAUAGAGAGAGUAGUGAAAAAUUAAUCUUGCCCUUUCAAGCCUUAUACAGCAGUACACUGUAAAAAUGGGAAAAUAUCUCCAUAAAUUGAUUUUAGUAGUAAGACCUACUCUCCUCUAUAUGUAGAAAGAAGUUUGUUUUCACUGUGCCAGAAUCUCAGGUGCCUGCUUCAGAAUAUUUCUUUAAUCACAGUCAUUGGGAAAUAAAGAGAUGUGUAUAUAUGGUAACAAAGCAUAGCAGUUCUCUAGGGGAGGGGCCUGGCAUUGCACUGGUGUUACAUGGCUACAAGUAAAGAAAAAUCAGAAAGUGAAAGAACUGAUAUAAUAAAAAGUUGAUUUGAUUUGGUUGGUUCCCGUGAAAGUUAGUAAGAUGCCCUUUCCACCCCUCCCCGAGAUGGAGUCUCAGACUGUUGCCCAGGCUGUAGUGCAGUGGCAUGAUCUCGGCUCACUGCAGUCUCUGCUUCCUGGGUUCAAGCAAUUCUUCUGCCUCAGUCUCCCAAGUAGCUGGGACUAUGCGCAUGCACCACCACGCCCAGCUGAUUUUUUUUGCAUUUUUAGUAGAGACGGGGUUUCACCAUGUUGGCCAGGAUGGUCUCGAUCUUCUGACCUUUUGAUCCACCCGUCUUAUCCUCCCAAAGUGUUGGGAUUAUAGGCAUGAGCCACCACGCCUGGCCAAUGCCCUUUUAAAUGUAAGAAUCAAUGCUUUGUUCUGCAGCAAAGUUUGCUGAUAAAUGUCUAUUGGAUUCUUUUCGGAUUUUAAUUAAUUUGUAAGUAACCAAGAUAAUUAUUUUCCCCCUUGCUCUUUAUAUUAAUACAUAACUAUAAAGCAAAAGUCAGUUUUCUUAUCCUUUGAUAAAAGCAUCCCAUAAAAUAUAAAGUAGUAAGUUAACAUAUUAUUAUUAGUCACAGUGCUUUUUUUUGGUUAAAUGUUGAUAUGAAGCAAUGUUUUGGAAUGACUUUAAAUGAUGGAGUAGUGGUGGUAGAGAGAAAUUAAUCACAAAAAGAGUGAAAAUCUUUUAAUUAGCAGUAGAUGGUGCUGCUGGCUUUCAUUUGCAGACUUGAUUAUUCCCUUUAUGGCAUUAGACUGCACUAAACAACAAGCAUGCGUUAGUUGCUGGUAGAGGUUUUGGAGGUUAAUUUACCUUAAGUUGUAAGAUUUUAAAUUGCUGCCUCUUUCUACCUUCCCAAUGUUAGUCAUUUGUAAAUUCUAAAUGGUCACCCUAAAAUGUAUUAGGUAGGAGCAGAUAUGUUUUGUGUAUAAUAUAUCUCAGAUGGAGUUACUACCUGGCUUAUCAGGAUGGAUAAAACACUACAAUCUCUUAUCAGGAAAUAGAGAUGAUGUGGAUAUUUAUAUAUUACAUAUAUAAUCACCAGACUCCAUUUUAUGUCUUUUCCUUGCUUAUGGGAAAAUAGCAAAACAACAUUUCAUUUAUACUUUUGUCUACCCCUCUCUGAGAGAGGUUUUGAUAACCACUGAAAUGGUAGAAUAUGUGAGAUACAAAUAUUGAGUUGUAGAACUUUCUUUUUAAAAUGAAUAAGUCAUGCCUUAACAUCUAAAUGAGAGUUGAUCUUCAAAGUGGUUCUUUUGAGAGCACUAUUUAUUCCAGCUAUAUUGCAAAAGGCUAAUAUUUUUUGAACUCUUCUAGAGGAUGCCAUAAGAAUCAGUUUGUGAUUAUGCAGGAAAAUCAAUUUCAUCAUUUUAAUUGUACCAAAAACUUUUGGCAGCUUAAUAUGACUUUUUUCUUUCUUUCUUUUUUGAGACGGAGUCUUACUCUGUUGCCUGAGCUGGAGUGCAGUGGCAUGAUCUCAGCUUACUGCAACCUCUGUCUCCUGGGUUCCAGCAAAAUUCUCCCUCCUGAGACUCCCAGGUAGCUGGCAUUAUAGGAAUGCACCACCAUACCCGCCUAAUUUUUGUAUUUUUAGUAGAGAUGGGAUUUUACCAUGUUGGCCAGGCUGGUCUCAAAAUUAUGACCUCAAGUGAUCUGCCCUCCCCAGCCUCCCAAACUGCAAGGAUUACAGGCAUGAGCCACUGCGGCCAGACAAUAUGCUCUAUCUUAAUCAUCAGCUCAACUGUAAUUUAAACUUGGCUGUUCUCUGAGAACUCAACCAUUAGGGAAGUUCAAAGGAAAGUGCCAUAAGUUCUGAAUUUGCACAAGAGAAUGUUUUAAGCCUUGGUAACAUCAUUGAAUAAAAGAAUAGUUUUCUGAUGUCACUUUUUUGAAGUGGAAAAUAUCACUUGAAUGUAGAGGUUUUACUUUUUAAAAAAAAUCAGUUUAAUUACCUUAAUUACCUUAGUUAGAUAUGUUAAUAAUCGAAAAAACUAAGUCCUUUCUCUAGAACUUUUCUCUUUUUGUUCCUUUUCCUGAAAACUUUCAAUUUAAUUUUGACUACUGUAGGAUAGUAUUGAUUGAAUGGAUACUAUGGAAAAAUGGAUCCAAUAUUUAAGAUAGAAGUAGUUUAAGGAAACAACAGCCUUUACUGCCAUUUUUUAAAAAAUGUUUUCACUCAGAUGAACAGUUGGUCUUUAAUGAAAUACUGGAGAUUAUUAUACAAAGAAAUUGGAGUAAGUUUCAUACGCUAAUUAUGGAGUAAAUUUCAUAUGCUGAGUUUUAAGCCUACAUAUCAUAAAAUAUUUGGAAUUAUAUAACCUUUUCAUAGAUUUAUAAUUUUUAAUGUCUUUUUAAAAGAUGUGGAACCAAAAGCAUAUUUAUAAUUUGGAAAUGUGACUGCAUACCAAACCUUAUUUUGAAAUUUAUCUGAGGUAUUGAAAAAUAUGCCAAUUCUUAAAAACACAGAUUUAUCGUUUAAGCUUAUUCUGCAAUUUAUCUGGGAUUUUAAAGAAUAUAUACCAGUUCUUAGAAACACAGAUUUAUACUUUAAGGACUACUCUUAAGUAAUUUAAAUAUCAGAGUUUUAUUGUAAUAUUAAAAUUUACCAUAGACGUCACUGUUGUUCAGCUAUCAGCUUAAUUGUGUAUGAUAUGAUAAAUGUUUAGCACUAAAGCUAUCUUAAGAUUUAAUGGAAAAGUUUAAUUUCAAGAUGUAACAAAAAUUCUGACCGCAGAUGAUUUUGAAUUUUUAAGGCUUUCCUAAUAAGCUAAUCACAGAGAAUAAUUCAUUUUGAAGGUAUAAAACUACAUUCUAUGUCUGUCACUUGUAGCUGAACUGAUUCACAUUUUGACAAAACAGAGAAAAUACAAAUUAGAAUGUUGAGUACCAGCAGUUUUGCAAAUGUAGUACAACUUUCUUUUUCUGCAUAUAGAACUAAAUAAUUGGAAACUUUGGGCUACCGUUUUCCAAGGUAGAUACUAAAAUCACUGGCUCUUUCCAGCAGUAUGUUUUUCACUGUGAGUGUACACACACACACACACACACACACACACACACACACACACACACAGGAAAAUAAUUAGGCUGAUUUUUCAGAUCUUCAUUGUUAGAGAUUCUGAAGUAUUUACUGUCAGUUCAUAGGUUUCAGUUUGUUUAGGUUGACAGCUUUCUUUAAAUUAUUUCACUGAAGCUGAGAUUAUUAGUGAUACAAAGUUAAAAUUUCAGUAUUUAAUUUCUCCUUCACAUAUUAUUAAUAUUAAAUUGUUUUUUAUUUUGUAAAUUAAUGUUCUCAUCUGAAUUAAUAUUAAAUUUGUAUAGAUGGGUGUUUCUUACAGUUUUAUAUGUUUUAAUUUUUAUUUUUCUGAAAUAAUUGUGCAGAUUGUAAAAAAGAUUAGUGCAUUUUCAUUUUAAGGAUGCUUUGCUCCUUAAAUUGUUUGGCAGAAAUGACUGGUUUUAGGGAAAACAGCUUUUUUUACAGCCACUAACUUGUAUUUGUUAUUAUUGUACAUGCAUAACCAGAGUGGUACAAUCUUGUAAGGAACACUUACUUGAUGUUUUAUUUGAACUUUUCCUAUAAAUUUAAGUUACUACAAUUACCAUUAGGAACAGUGUCAUGAAAUCUUGGUUGAAAGAGAAUACAAUAUAUGUGAGAACACUUAAAGUUCAAAUAGAAAUCAUUUCUGAAAGCAGAAGCAGAGGAAUAUUGUCGUUGCCAAGUAAUGGAAGAAUAAGGGCAGCAUUUACACUGUGCAAGUAUUGAGGAGAGUGCAUAAAGACAGGGAUCUACUCUCAUGGAGAUAAGACAGUUUCUUACAAUCAAGUAGCUAGAGGGGGAAAAAAGAUAUGAAAUUCAACAUAGGCAUUAUAAACUAUGCCAGAUUAUGCAAAUUGUAGUUGUUAUUGAUCAAAGUUUAAUUGCUUCGUCAUUUUGGUUAAAAAGGGAUACUGAAUGUCAAAAAAUCUGUAAUAUGUUUUAUUUGAGAGAUGUAAAUAAUGUAUACAGACUUGUAUGUGAUAGGAUGGGAAAUAUUUAAAUUCUAGGUGUUUUUUUUUUUAAGGAAGAAACUCAAUGUUUAUAAGAAAAAAACUGAAUAAAUAGUUAUGUUUGGCCACGAA
Callithrix jacchus (white-tufted-ear marmoset) is the source of this 7364-nucleotide messenger RNA. RefSeq names its product MOB kinase activator 1B (gene MOB1B). The record is from RefSeq and is a predicted model, not a curated record. NCBI's taxonomy places the organism in Eukaryota, Metazoa, Chordata, Mammalia, Primates, Cebidae.